AUGAGUCCAAUACAACUCUGGGUUAAAGGACUUCACAUGGUUUGCAGAAGUGAUUCAACUGCACCAAGGGAAGUGUUUCAGGUAAUCACGUCUUUGCGUACUGUAUAGUUUUUUUAUCUGAUUAUUUUGACGGAGUUGGAAAUUAUAAGGUAAAACAUAACUGAAUUGAAAAUUUUAAUGGCUAUGUAAACCGUAUGUCAUCAAAUUUUAUUUUUUGAGAAUAAAGUCAGUGUAAUCUCUCUUUCAGGGCGACUUUUUAAAUUAUGGGGUGGACUACGAAGGGCCUGUUCCAUUGCUGGAAUCAGAAAGAGUAGAGGUUCCAGAAACCGUGUGCCCUCUUGAGAUGGAAGAAAUGGGAAACAUCUAUCAGUUCUCUGCCCAAGAUGGAAUGAGUAUGGAUGAAAUUGUAGAAAAAUACAUAGAUGCAGUCGACUUU
Messenger RNA from Paramuricea clavata, 436 nucleotides. Lineage: Eukaryota; Metazoa; Cnidaria; Anthozoa; Malacalcyonacea; Plexauridae. The record is from the annotation of a GenBank genome assembly.